Alternaria novae-zelandiae is the source of this 789-nucleotide messenger RNA. RefSeq lists its product as uncharacterized. Lineage: Eukaryota; Fungi; Ascomycota; Dothideomycetes; Pleosporales; Pleosporaceae. The record is from RefSeq and is a predicted model, not a curated record. The coding region runs from base 1 to 789 and encodes 262 amino acids. The transcript has 2 exons.
AUGCACUUAUUCCGCGAUUCAGUCUUACCAGCCAUCGACAUCAUCAAGACCAAGCACACCGCACAACAUCUGAACAACUACAGACAAACAGCCAUGACAUUAACCUCCUGGCUAACAAGCUCCCCCGCGCAACCCAUCGAUACCACCGACCCCAACAGCUUCACCUCUCUCGUCAACAAGAUGAACCUCGCUUCCAUAAAAGCCGACGCCGAAAACAGCUACAAAGAAAAAUAUCUUCGACUCCGUAGGCAUAUCGACUCAGACACCGUCCAUAACGGCCUUCGUGCUGAGAUCGCCUCUCUCUUAGCCAACAAAACCGAAUACGAGGCUAAACUUCGAGACACUGAGAAGGCGAAAACGAGCGCAGACAUGCAGGUCGUUGCGCUCGAUCUCGUGAUCAAGGAUACGAACGUGUACUACAAGUCCAAGCUGGAGACUGCGGAAGCGCAGACUAAGGUUCUUAAGGCGGAGAAUAGGAGGCUGAGGAAAGAUGAGGAGGACAUGAGAUGUUUGCUUUCAUUACAUGGGGUUCGUGUACCAACACCAGGUUCUACGAAUGAUGACACGCAGACACUGGAAUCAGAGUUUGAUAUGGAGCUGUUGGAGGGUAGCGGUAUUGAAGACGAUUGGCGGACUGAAUCUAGUGAUUUGGGUACGGACUCGACAGAUGUUUGCCCUCAGUGGUAUAAUUAUGGUAGGUGUAGUCAGGAUGGCAGUGAUGCUGCUGAGAAGUGCGAGCUUGGUGUGCAUCCACGUCUUCUUGACUUUGGUACGAUUCUGAAGGAGUAG